Molecule: messenger RNA, 11293 nt
Organism: Pseudophryne corroboree (corroboree frog)
Lineage: Eukaryota; Metazoa; Chordata; Amphibia; Anura; Myobatrachidae
Gene: NFIA
Product: nuclear factor I A
Exons: 13
Coding region: 1026-2846 (606 amino acids)
Biological process (GO): regulation of transcription by RNA polymerase II
Cellular component (GO): nucleus
Molecular function (GO): DNA-binding transcription factor activity, RNA polymerase II-specific; RNA polymerase II cis-regulatory region sequence-specific DNA binding
Source: RefSeq, a predicted model, not a curated record
AAUGACAUUGCACCGGAGAAGUGACACUUGAUUGUCACUGCCCUGCAGGGGUGAAGUUGUGUGGUGCUGACUGCUGUUGGCUUGUCAUGUGUGUAUGUGUGUGCUGCUAGUGUAGGCAUUGUGUUGGACAGUUUUUGUGCAGAUUGGGGCUUUGUGUCACUUUGUGUUGGUGACGUGCAGUCAGUGAGUUCUGGUCACAGGCUGUCUAUGGGUGUUGCAGUACAGUGUGCAUGUGUUGCAGUGUAGUGCACAGUGUGCAUCAGUGUAGUUGUGCACUGUGUUACUUGAUUGCCAUGCAUGGUGUGUGCAUUAGCUGAUUUGUGUGUAUUAUUAAUGCAUUGGGUUUGUGUGUUUAAUACAUUUGUUGGCUGCUGGACAGUAUUUAGUAGUGGAUACAGUGUUGUGUGUGUGUGUGUGUGUGCGCGUGAAGACCAGACUAGCACAGUGAAUGUAUCAAGUUCAUUUCUUUGCAGUGUCUGUUUGUCAGUGUGUGUGCUUGUGCUAGCUGGCUGCAGGACAGUGUGUAGUAGUUGGAUACAUUGUUGUGUGUGAACAUUACAUAGUUAUUGGACAGUGUACAGUAGUUGUAUAGUGUUGUGUGUGAACAUUACAUGGUCAUUGGGCAGUGUAUUUACUAGUUGUAUAGAGUUGUGUGUGAAUAUUAUGUGGCCAUUGGACAGUGUAUAGUAGUGGUAUAGUGUUGUUUGUGAACAUUACGUGGCCAUUUGACAGUGUACAGUAAUUGUGUAUAGUAUUGUGUGUGAACAUUAGAUGGCCACUAGACAGUGCACAGUAGUUGUAUACAGUAUUGUGUGUGUGUGAAUAUUAGUGUAGCACAGUGUAUAUGAGCUGCAGCCCAGUGUGAAUGUAUUAGUUGGUUUCCUUACAGUGUGUGUGUGUGUGUGUGUGUGUGUGUGUGUCAGUGUGUGUGGGGGGAGCCGGUCCUGGCCGUGCUGUCUCUAUCCUCUGGGCAGUGCGGAGCUGUCUCUCUCCCCCUCUGGUCGCUGACUAUCACACAAGGGGGGAUGAAUUCUACGUGCAACUUUUUUUACCAAGCAGAUAUCACCCUGUGCGGCUCAAGAUCUGUGGUAGUAUCUUCUCUACUUCAGGAUGAGUUCCAUCCAUUUAUCGAAGCACUUCUGCCUCACGUACGGGCGUUCGCUUACACGUGGUUCAACCUACAAGCCCGAAAACGUAAAUACUUUAAAAAACACGAAAAGCGUAUGUCGAAAGAGGAAGAGAGAGCGGUGAAGGACGAGUUACUGAGCGAAAAACCCGAAGUCAAACAGAAAUGGGCGUCCCGACUCCUGGCAAAGCUAAGGAAAGAUAUUAGGCCGGAGUACCGAGAGGAUUUUGUUCUCACAGUUACAGGGAAAAAGCCUGCGUGUUGUGUUCUGUCCAACCCAGACCAGAAAGGGAAGAUGAGAAGAAUUGACUGCCUACGACAGGCGGACAAGGUCUGGAGACUGGACCUUGUAAUGGUGAUUUUAUUUAAAGGAAUUCCACUCGAAAGUACUGAUGGCGAACGACUUGUAAAGUCUCCCCAGUGUUCUAACCACGGGCUGUGCGUACAGCCCCACCACAUAGGAGUUUCGGUCAAGGAACUUGAUUUAUAUUUGGCAUACUUCGUGCACUCAGCAGAUUCAAGUCAAUCAGAGAGUCCCAGCCAUCCCAGUGAGGUUGAUAUAAAGGACCAGCCAGAGAAUGGACAUUUGGGCUUCCAAGACAGCUUUGUGACUUCAGGUGUUUUCAGUGUUACGGAACUUGUAAGAGUGUCGCAAACACCCAUAGCCGCAGGAACGGGUCCUAAUUUCCCCAUUUCAGACAUGGACAGUUCUUCAUACUACAGCAUGAGCCCUGGUGCAAUGAGGAGGUCACUUCCCAGCACGUCCUCCACCAGUUCUACAAAGCGCCUCAAGUCUGUGGAGGACGAGAUGGACAGUCCCGGUGAGGAGCCAUUUUACACGAACCAGGGGCGUUCGCCAGGAAGCGGCAGCCAGUCCAGUGGGUGGCACGAUGUAGAGCCAGAGACCCAUAAGAGACUAAGGAAAAUGUCAGGAAUGCCAUCGCCUACUACCUUAAAGAAGUCAGAGAAGUCUGGUUUCAGCAGCCCUUCUCCUUCGCAGACCUCUUCCCUUGGAACGGCUUUCACACAGCAUCAUCGACCUGUCAUUACAGGACCCAGAGCCAGUCCGCAUGCAACGCCAUCAACCUUACAUUUCCCGACGUCGCCCAUCAUACAGCAACCCGGGCCGUACUUCUCUCACCCAGCAAUCCGCUAUCACCCGCAGGAGACUUUGAAAGAGUUUGUCCAACUUGUCUGCCCAGAAGCUGGUCAGCAGGCUGGACAGGUGGGGUUCCUAAACCCCAAUGGUAGCAGCCAAGGCAAGGUGCACAAUCCAUUCCUUCCGACUCCAAUGUUGCCACCGCCUCCUCCGCCACCUAUGGCGAGGCCUGUGCCUCUGCCCGUGCCAGACACAAAGCCUCCGACUACGUCUUCAGAAGGAGGAGCCACAUCUCCCACUUCACCGAGCAGGAUUUUUUCUUACAGGCAAUGUGUUGUCGGCCGAUUCGCCGGAAUGGGUGGAACUCAGGACCCCAACCUAUUCGACAUCCAGCACUUCCCCGGCAAACCGAUUCGUGAGUGUUGGACCGCGAGAUCCAAGCUUUGUAAAUAUCCCUCAACAGACUCAGUCCUGGUAUCUGGGAUAAAGCUCACAGAUUUCCAUCCCCCACCUGACAGACCACCUGCCGCUUCCCAUCUCUGUAACAUGGAUGAAAUUGGUGACAACACGGCACAGUCUCUUUGUCCCAGCGGAAGGGGAAGACUCACAUCAACAGCAUAACAACAUCGAAGACAAAAAAAAAAAAUUCUUAUGUGGCCGCAUGGCAAUGACCAUUAAUUAUCAGCCUUCUUUCUUUUAUCAUUUUUUUUUUCUAUUUUCAUUUUUCUCACCGUGUGGUCUGGAGAAAGUUCUUGAAGGGAAAAGUUGGGCUUCACGGCAUUUGAAGUGUUUCAUUGGUAGUGUCAACAUUAGGUGGUUCUGGGUAGCCUUAGUCUGAUGUUUUUUUACUGACUUGCUGUAAAACACGUUCAUCGUGAAGCCCAGCAUUUUCUGCAAAGUCACUCUGGUAUAUCCGUGGUUGUGACGGAGCAGCCCAUUAAAUAAAGACUGAAUGCACUCUUAAAUAUACAUGUAAAAAAAAUAUAAGUGGAUAGGAACUUUUGCUAUGACUAUGACCACACUACAAUUGUUUCAGAGACCGUGGAAGUCAACUGAAAUUGUGUUCCAGAGCCUCCGUUUGUUUUUUGUUUUUUUUUAAAGAAUUGCCUACAGUAUGUUUUGAGUGCUACAUCACCUGAAAGAAAGGAUUUGUUAAAACACACGCAAAACGUGCAAGAUCAAUUAAGACAAAAUGCACUUUUUUAUUAUUACUUUUAAUUUGUUGACCCCCUGCGGAAGUGAUGAAGUUAUAUUACAGGACACAACUGCGACAAUGUUAUCGGUAACAUAUCACAAAACGUCCACCCUUCUUUCUGACAAGGAGUAGCCACAUCGGUGAUUCACGAGGAAGCUGUUAACAUUUAUUUACAUUCGAGUUGCAGAACAAUGGUAAAGAGAGAAAAGAUAAAAAAAAAAGUCCAGAACUUUUAAUAUUCACUUAAAGGAAAAAAAAAAUGCUGCACUUACAAAUAAGCUUUUUCUGAGACAAAUUUUCAACAAUUACACAGAACCACAGAAACGGGGAAGAUGGUCUGUUUUGACAGAAACUGACAGGAACCAAUCAAAACAAUCGUAUUUGGAUUGAGUAAAGUGCAAUUUCAUUGGAUAGGUAAAUAUCUUUGUAAGAUAGAGAUUGUUGAAAAUUCUAUUUUUGUUUUUUAAGUCCUACCACCCCAGGACUCUAAAUUAUCGGGGUUAAAAAAAAAAACAGCCUUGCAAAAGAAAGGGGAGCUAUUUUUGCUUUUUAUGUUUUUUAUUGUUAAACUUGUAUCCCUUAAAAAUUAAGAAAAUGUAAAAAAAAUAUAUAUAUAUUAUAAAACAUAAUGGUGCUUUUACCACAAUAUGUUAACUACAUUAAAUGCUAAGUAAUCAUUUUCUGUUAUCAAAGCACAUACCGGUAACUAAACAAAAAAAACACAUCAUAAUACCUGUUAAUUUUAUAAGCUAAAGUCAUUAUUACUGGGUAUGCCAAUAUAGACAAAUGCUACAUUUCCCAAUAUAGAAUAUAGUCAAACACCUCAGGAUCUUUAUUAAUGUCCAGAUUUUAUCCAUAUAUUUUUUUUCCAUCACUUACAUCCUCUGGACUUUAAACACUGAUUGAUCUGGGUGGGGUGGGGGGUGGGGGAGUCGCAGCACUUGCUGAAAAAAAAAAGAAAUUUGGGACAUUGACUUUAUCUAUAAGUACUUAAAAAAAAGACUAAAAAGAAAAAAAAGUGAAAAACAGAAUACAUGUGUUUUAUUUUCUACCAGACAGCGGAGCAUCCAUGUUGCUUCGCAUGCAAAUUUAAGGAGAAGUCCUAUACUAUACAUAUAUUAUAUACUUUCUGAUGGGCAAAUUUGUCAAUCAGAAAAAAAACUUAUGUGCAUGUGUUAGUGUUAGUAACCAUUUUUAUAUACUUAAAGUAGGAUAAAGUAGAGUGCAUUAAGACAUUUUAAUCCCUAUUCCAGGCACCUGCCAUUAUAUCCUCUCCCCCUACAGCCGAAAAUGGAGCCAGCUUGGCCUUUUUGGUUUUUUGGCAGUGAAGGAGUUAAACUUUGCGUGUUCAGCCCUAUUUGUAGGGCAUUUGCUACUGUCUUAUACAAUCAAGUCCAUUAAAUUCCUGGGAAGACACUUCCACUAGUUUUUAUUUUUAUUUUAUUAAAGUUAAUUAUUAUUUUAAUUAUUUUCUUAACACCUUCGGAUGCAUGAGAGGGCUUGGAAUGUGUUCGCAGUAUAUUGCAGGCCUCUCUAGCAACGAAUGGGUUAAUUUGCACGGAAAUUAAAUGAAUUCCAUAUCGAUGUGCCUUGCCCUGGAUAGCGAUUAUUUGUGGAAUUGUUGCACAUGUUUCUGUAUAGAUAGCGGGGAGAGGAUUCCCCAGUCACGUGUUUUAGAGACACUUUUUUUUCUUGUAAAUGUGACUUUAACGUCAGACAUUGCAGGCUUCACCGUGUAGAUAGAUAGUUUUAGUUAUUCCCCACCAAUAGGAGUAGUGUGCUUUAGUCUUUUAGCGUCUGUGCUAUUUUGCGUAGGAGAUCAGUAUUUUUUGGGAAUAUUUGCUGCAUUGUGACAAUUUAUUUAGUCUUCCUUCUAUUAUUAUUUUCCCUGAUCAAUGAAAAAUAUGCAAUAUCUGCUUAUAUCAUAGUAGUCAAAGCUUAGCAAAUUGAAUAGAUUUAUUUUAUCUUAUUUUUUUUUUUUUUAUUUGACCAAAGUUGGUGCUGUACUUGACGCAGUGUGUUAGGUGUUUUAGUCAUUGUACCUUGUGACUACGAAUGCACAUGCAGGAGGGGGCUCUUAGACAAGCAGUCAGACUGUGAAGCACUAAGCUGUACCCUGCUUUGAGCAAAUUUUAUUUUGUGUGUGUUUGCGUGUAUGUGUGUGUUACAACUGUUCCUAUCACAAGCAAGCCUUAAAGAAAACCUGACUUCCUUUCCUUAAAACUCCCACUAUCCCAUUUUUAUUAGCAGACAGCAAUCAAACCACGUUCAAUAGAAAGAGGUCCUAAUGCCCAUUUUUAUAUGCACGUUUGUAAACUUCCAACUUCUGAAAAAUUGUUUACCGGUUCUCUCUCUAUUUAAGGAAAAAGAAAAAAAAAGGAUAAAAUGUUUUUGGGAUUUUUUUCAUAUGUGUCUGAUACGUGGUUGAGUAGUUGUAUCGUGUGAUUGUUAGUGAUUUGUGUCCAUUUUUCUGUAGCCAGCAUCCUUUGCCUUCCCUAUAGCACUUAGCUGGGCAUUACCUUACGACAUAUGUGCACUAAAGGAGCAGCUUAUAGUGCUUCACAGUGAAGGGAAAUUAAAGCCUAGACAUAUAUAUUGUCAGAACCUUGCUAUAAGUCAAGGCGUUACCAGUAAAUUGGUUGUACAUACAAUAAAAAUGCACCCUUUUAUAAGACAUGCAAACUAAGCAAUAGCUCUGGGCAGUUGUAGAUUAUGUUGUUUGUUUAUUCCUUUUUUUAGCUUAAUUUUUUUUAUUAUUGUUUUUUUUGUUUCUUGGUGAAUGUGUCGUAGACCUGGUUGCGAAGAGAGAAAAAAAACUGCCCACUCAGAUAUGCCAUUUGUAUGUUGUAUAGUUUUAAUGAGUACAAUGAUUUAUUUCUACCCUAUUUUAUAAUGCAGGACUUUUGUAACGUUGUUUAAAUGAGGACAAUUUUUUGUCAAUCUAGCCUUGCAGAUUUUCUGAUUGUUUCUUAUAACGAAAGCGUUCUUAUCUUUUUUUUUUUUUUACGUUUUUAUUUUAUUUUUAGGGUUUUGGGAAAUUUUUUUCCUUUCUCUACUGGAAACUGGAUUUAAGUUAAAACUUUCCAGUUUCCUGUUUGUAUGUAUUUAAAUACAGUUUUCUUUCCGUCUCUCAUUGGUAUAGCAUUUUUCCUAUACUUGAGAAGUAUGGGCCACUAAAUUACCAUUUUAAAUGGACAUUACAGGUAUGAUGUACUUUAUUUUUAUUUUUUAAGUGUUUAUUUUUUUUCAUUAAAAGUCUGACUCUAAAAUUAGGAUUUCUGAAGAGUUUAUCAGAUGAAAAAUGUUUUAAAGGCUUCAAAACAUUAUGUGGACAGUCAUGGAUAUAAAACAACAAACUUGUGUCAAGUAUUAAAUCCAUGAAGUUACUUGUAUUCAAUCUGCCACCACAUUGGAAAUACAGCAGGAAAAUACAUAGGUCAUUUCUGUUCGGGUUUGAACAUAUUAAUAUUUUUAGCAUUGUAAUAUUUGAAGAAUAUACAGUAAAGCUGGGUGUGCAGCAUAAGGGUAGACACAAAUUGCAUCACAUUUGGAGAGCUGUGAAAAAAUAUAUAUAAUUAAAUACAAUUCACCUUUUUUAUUUAAUUUGAGAAAAUUGCAUUGUUACCAUUGCAUUCAAUAUGAUGCCUCCUCCUUUACCCUAUAAAAGUAGGUUAAAUGUCCUGUACAGACUGCAAUAUGUUAAAUAUGAGCUCUAUUUAAAAUAAUCAAUUCAAUUAAUUUAAUUUAAUAAAUUGCAAUGUUAAAGUAAUUUCUCAUUUCCAAACCACAGACUAUUUUAAUGAUAAUCAUCACCUUCAGUAGUUACCAGAAAAAAAUACCAUUAAUUCUGAUAAAAGAGCUCCAACAUUUAUGCUAAUGAACUGCAUACAAAUGCACAAGUAAAUGAAAAUUUUAUUUUGUUCAAUGCCUAUGUUUUGUUGGAGAUAAAAGAUGUAUCAGUGACUUUAAAAUAUGGAUGUCCAUUAUUUGUCCACAGUCUACACUAACACACAAAUCCAUUAGAAUUUAAAUAAAUAAAUAUUAUUUUGGUGAAGGAAAAAAAAUCCAAAAUAUCUAAUAAUAUUUCUGUAUUUUAAACUUGCAAAUAUUAAAAUACUAAGAAAAUGCUGCGUAUCCCAAGUAUAUUUAAAAUAGGCAUAAUAAUCUGAAAUGGUGCAAAAUCGGAGCAUGCUAGCACAGGGAAUAGAACAUAUUGUAGGCUAAUGUGCUGCAUUCCUGUACUUAGUUUAACGUUAUAUUUGAGAUGCACCUUCUCUUUCUCUCCUUGUGUCACAAGCUUUGAUAAAUAAAACACUACAACAUAAGUGGGCACAGUAAGAUCUACCUACGGCACUGCCGUUACUACGUGAUCUUUGCAUGGGUUCCUGUAUUCCUAAAUGCACUUUGCUAAAAUGCACAUUUUAAUUGUUCAUUGGAAGAGAUGAUCAAACACUAAUUUGCAAUGAGUAAUUUAGUUGUUGUUUUUUUAGUCUUUUUUUUUAAUUAAAUUAAUUUAAAUUAAAACCUGUUCUUUAAAUAAGACUUUUUAGAGUAACAAAAUGUUAAGUCUUUAUAUGUUAUCACUUUUUAGUGAAUAUCUCUAGCAUUGUAAAUGUGUUCAUAUUCCGGAUUGCUGCACACUCUAGCCUGUUUGCGUGGUUAUUUUUUUUUAUUUCCUUCAUUAGGAUAAAAGCUAUGCUGUUUCAUAUCCCUUAACUAGGCAUUGACAGACACACACCCCGUAGAACCUUCUCCAUUCACAGUAUCCAGUCAACUUGCAGCAAUACGCAGAUCCCAAGGCAGUUUGUUCUUUAAUCUUUGUUUGCAGCUUAUAGUUACAGUGUUAUUCUAUUUUUAUUUUCUUUUUGAAAAAAAAAGAGCAACACAAAUGCUUUGACUAAAACAGGUUUUCCUUGUGGUGAUAUACAUACAUAUAUAUAGAGAUAUAAAAAUACAUAUAUAUUUUUUUUAAAGACGUCGAUCAAUAUUGUACUUUGCAUUGUGUCUCUGGUCAAGAAGUGAACACAUAAGGGAAAGGGGAAGGCCUCUGUAGAACAAAUUUUUGGGGAAAAGAAAAACAAAACUUGGCAGAAUGGCGUUGGCCAGGAGAGGUUCUGUGGCAUGUAACUGUAAAACAGUAAUAUUCAAUGUUACCACCUUCUUCCAGGGCUAUCCUCUACCAAGUGCUUGUUACUCCAGUGUGCAUUAAUGCUCCGCUUAUCCUGGCCUAUCCCCGCUGCGCAAUGUUGUCUCGUUUUUCAUCCCAGCCUAAGAGAACGUUGGAAUAAAAUUGUUCUGACGUCUUGCAGAUAACGCAGAGACUGUUGUGUACCACUGGAUAGGGCAUUGCCAAUGUUUUCAUUUUUCAAUUUGAUUUUAACAUCUAAUGUAAAUUGACAUGGUGCUAAGACGUCCUGGCUACCAGAGGCCAGAGUAACCAGUAUGGCAGAUCUGACUCUUCUCUUCAUCAAUGUAAAUGCAUAGCAGUCUUUAUCUGCAUGAAAACUAUGCACUAACCCAACCCCAAACCAGAUAGGAUCAACUUUUGGGAUCUAUUUUUCCGUUCACUUUAACUUUCAGUCUUUGCCUUUUCCGGUCAUUCUUAUGAAAAUGCCAGCUUUAGGACAGAAUGAAUUAUAUUUAAACAAAAACCAGCAAAAUAACUAUGAAAUGUAGUGCCUGUGAAACCUGUAUUAUAUGCUCUUCUAAAAUAAGAAAUUUCUACACCGUGAGCCUUUUGCUGUUUAUCAGGAUAUCCUGAUGUAAAAUAACUAUACAAUAAUUAUGCAUGCAACUCCAUACCGCUUAGUCAUUUCUACGAAUACUACUUGCGUUAGCCUGUUUUCUUUCUAGCCUCAUCUUGCCCAAUGAGUUUUAACGUAUGUCACCAAUAAUGCAACUUUCUUGUCUUGAAAUUUUUUUUCUGGGUGUUUCUCAGUAUUUUGGAGGUAUACGUUGACUUAAAUUCAGUAUUACUUCUAGUUUUUACAAUUUUUUUUUGUUUUGUUUUUUUGCUUACAUCUUAUAGGAGACUGGUUUCCCUGUUUGGUUCAUUGUUACAUCAUUUUGCAAACUUUGAAAUACUUAAACAGUUUGCCAAGUGGGUAUAACACACCCAGAGUUAUCCUGGUUGAAACAAACGGGAGAUAUUAAAAAAAAUAAAAAAAAUAUGGAUGAUUUCAGACACAGGUUCUAUAUAUAUAAAUAUAUACCAUACGUACAUGUUUUUGUUGUGUUUUUUUUGUUUUUUAUUCAAAUGAUUAUACUCUGUACAAUCUUGGGCCUGAUUCAUGAAAUAUAUAAACAUAUGUAUCAUUACAUAAUGCAAGUACACGUGUAAUUGUGUUUUACCCAUCUACUUAUGUAGGUAAAAUGAUACUGUAUAUCAUUAUAUUAUAUGCAGCAGUCGAUCCAGAUCUUUUUGACAACAGUGUUUAACAAAUGUGUUCUUAUGUUUUUAAUAUGCUCAUGAUGAUUACUUUAAUGUGAACUAUUGUGUAUCAGUUUAAUGUACAGCACCUUGGGUCUGCAACUCUCCAUCACCUUUAUAUUUUCUUGCUUACUCACUAUGUUUUCUCAGCUUCCUCAUCUGUGUGCACUUUUUGCUUCUUGCUUGAGUUACCGCUUGUCUUCCUGCUAGACCACUGAAAGCAAAGCAUUAUAUUAAUCAUUGGAAAAUAUUACAGGCUUUGUUCAAUCAAGCAUUUGUCCAAUUGGUCAUUAUAUCUCAGACAUUUUUCCCCUUCUCUGUAUUCACAAACUUGUGUCAGGCAGUAACAGACUAUUGGUUUAGGAGUUCUGUUGAAUUACGAAACCCCUGGUAUAUCUACAGAGACCUGUGAAGUCCCAAAACCAGGGGAGCAUAAGGGUUCAUUUCUGAAAGUUUGACAUUGUUUAAUCAAUAAUCAUUAGAAUCCAUGGCAUAUUUAAGAAUAACGUUUUAUUUUAGUUCAGAUUUAUUAUCGAUCACGCCAUCAAUGGCACCUAGAUGGCAGAAUUAGGCACUUAGCAAUUGCAAUCCACAUAUUUAUGUAGCAGAUUUUAUACUCUGAAAUUGAAGACCUUAACUUCAUGAUUCGAUAUAGGCACAACAUACAUUAGUUACUGAGUAUUUAAACUCACUUUACAUUAUUGCAACAUAUAUUUCCGGAACAUAUCCGCAGUAUGUACUCUAUAAUAUAUCCUUCUUCAGACAAGGCACUUGUCUCCUCUCUACAAAGUCAAACACACCAUACAUUGUGAGCAUAAUUCAAGGGUGCAAAGAAUGGGUGAAGACGGGAGGGAGGGGGUUCUUACACUUUGAGGAUUGCAAUAGGAAUUGAAUCUUUGUUUGCAUUAAUAGGUGGGAGCGAUUUGGCAGCCGUGGGAAUCUUCUAUCCUUUGUUUUAUCCCUUUUUUUUUCAUUUCAAAAUCCUUAGCUCUUCAUUGGAUAAAGCACUGCAGCCAAGCUGGUUGUUGACCAUGUUAAACCCUUAACAUUGUGUUUAAUUCAUCAUCCCAUAAUGGGUGUUUUUAUGACCUUCAGUUAAAUCUUGUGUGCCUGUGUUAAUACAGUCACUGUUUUAUGAAUCAGGCUCCAUGUGCCUCUCCUUCCUUGUACUGACUCAAUGCUUGUUAUCAGUUUUUAUUUUACUGUGUUCUGUGAAAAAAAAAAAAAAACUGUAAUUGGUUGAGAAUCACUGUGCGCAUCAAUUCUUACCCAACUAAAUCUCUGCAGGUUUAUUUUUAUUUUUUUUGAGCUGGUGUGUGGAUUAGUUAUCUCUUGUACUCAGCCAUUAGUGCAACCAACUCUCACGUUACAAUACAAUUACUGGAAGCGAAUACUGCAUUUCCUAUGCAACAAAAAAGGAAAAUAAAAAAAUUGCUAAUGCUA